Molecule: messenger RNA, 3597 nt
Organism: Rhopilema esculentum
Lineage: Eukaryota; Metazoa; Cnidaria; Scyphozoa; Rhizostomeae; Rhizostomatidae
Product: PC3-like endoprotease variant B
Biological process (GO): protein processing
Cellular component (GO): trans-Golgi network; Golgi membrane
Molecular function (GO): serine-type endopeptidase activity
Source: RefSeq, a predicted model, not a curated record
UGAAGAAAUUUGCAUAAAUAAAUGAGAGGAAGAUGUCGCAAAGGAUAGGCUGGUACUGAUAAAGAUAGUGAAGGUAUCCUUGUUCCUUUCUGAAAAUGGGACGGGGUAUUUUAGGGUAUUGCUUAGUUGUAUUUAUUUUUACUUAUUUAAGCCACAUUUCGUCAGCCGCUAUCGAGAAAAGGCAGUAUUCUGAAGAAGAACUAGACAAAUAUCGAUCGUUGCUGCAUGAUCCAAAAGACGAAGAAUACGAUGACGAAGAGAGCGAAACUACAUAUGAUAACACUUGGAUUGUAGGUUUGGAUGCAGCAGAUGCUGAAAUUGCUAAUGAUAUUGCUAACAAAUAUGGUUUUGAAAAUAGAGGACAAGUACCACAUAUAGACGGAGUUUAUAAAUUUUAUUUUCACGAUCACCACGAAGAUAAGAAGGAAGUACACGAAACCGAAGAUGAUCGUGCUGAACAUGAUGUUCCCUCUAUUCACAGUACGAGCACCAGCAAGAUACACGUUAGAACGAAACGAGAUCAUGUUGAGCAUGCUAAUCUUUUACGUUCUCACCCGCAAGUCAAAUGGGCAAAGCGAGAACGUCUUCUAUCGAGAGAGAAGAGGGAAGGAAGGCCUAGGCCAAAGUCAGACGAGGAACUUAAUUUCAAUGAUCCAUUGCUGUCCGAGGAAUGGUAUAUUCUCAACAAUGGCCAGACAUCAGGUCCUGCAAAAUUCGAUAGCAAGGUUUUUGAUGUAUGGAAGAAAGGCUAUACGGGAAAGGGGGUUGUUCUUAGUGUUCUUGAUGAUGGUAUGGACCACACUCACCCAGAACUGAAAGACAAUUACGACCCGAAGGCGAGUACGGAUCUCAACGGGCAUGAUUCUGAUCCUUUUCCAAAUGAUUCAGAUCCUUAUAAUGCCCAUGGUACUAAGUGUUCUGGUACAAUCGCUGCGAAAGCUAACAACGGCAUUUGUGGUGUAGGCAUUGCUUAUGAUUCGAAAGUUGGUGCCAUAAGGAUGCUAGAUGGAAAGGCCACUGACAGUCUUGAGGCCGAUGCCUUGUCCUUCAACCCACAUCACAUAGAUAUAUACAGUUGCUCUUGGGGACCAAAAGACAACGGGAAAACUUUCGGCAGACCUGGUAAACUAGGACGCAUGGCUUUAGAGGCUGGAGCAACACUUGGGAGAAAUGGGCUUGGGAGUAUAUAUGUUUGGGCAACUGGCAAUGGUGGAAUGGCAAAAGAUGACUGCAAUGCUGAUGGCUAUGUCAAUAGUAUUUACACUAUUGCUAUUGGUUCAGUCAAUGAUUAUGGUGUUUCAACUUAUUACUGUGAACAGUGUUCUUCCACAAUGGCUGUAACAUACUGCAGUGGGCAGCACAAGUAUGGUGACAAUGAGAGUAAAGCAAAUGUCAUAACAACAUACCUGCAUCACCAGUGUACAAAGCACUUUGUUGGCACCUCAUCAGCUGCACCCUUGGCUGCUGGAAUAUUUGCCUUGGUGCUGCAAGCCAACCCAAAGCUAUCUUGGCGUGAUAUGCAACAUCUUGUUGUUGAAACUGCUGACUUGACUAGUCCACUUGACCCAGGAUGGAGGUCAAAUGGUGUGGGGCAUCAUUACAAUGCCAAAUUUGGCUUUGGUGUUCUUAAUGCUAUGAAACUUGUUGAAAAGGCAUUGAAAUGGAAAUCUGUUGGCCCACAGCAUGUCUGCCAUUUUCCCAUCCGGUUGAAGAACAAGGACAUCCCAAGUGAUGGAGCUUUGAGAAUCAAGAUAAAAACAGAUGCCUGCCAGAGCUGCUUGGCAAAAGACAAAGAUGAAAAUGGUACAUGUAAGCAUGCUGUAACAAAGAUGGAACAUGUUGUGGUCACUGUUACUUUGAGGUACAGAAUGAGAGGUGAUUUAAGUAUUGCACUAUUCUCUCCAAAUGGCACAAAAAGCAAACUGUUGCACAGACGCCAAAACGAUGACUCCAAAAAUGGCCUUAAAAACUGGUCUUUCAUGACUGUUUACAAUUGGGGUGAAAAUCCAAAAGGGACAUGGGUCUUGACUUUCACUGAUAGAGAAAGAGUCAUUGCAAAAUCUUUGUCAAAACGAUAUCAGCGUGAUAUGGAGGAGAUAUAUGUUAAGAUGCUGGAUAGAAAGAAGAGGAAAACUGAGAUGAAAAAUUCACAACAGAAAAAAGCAGCAAGCACAGUGGAGAGUGAUGACGAAAGUGAUGUGAAUGAUAAAUCAGCUGACAGUGUUCCAGAAACAGAAAUUUAUAAAAGGGCCUUUGAUGAACUUCGUAAUGAAAUGGCAUCAAAACCCAAAAAUGAGGAAGAGAAUGGUGACUUUAAGCGCAAUGCUGAUGAUGAUGGUAGAAGGUAUAAUCAAGAUAUUGAUGAUGAAGAGAGGUAUGUUGGUAGUCGAGAAAGAAGGACUUUAAAUAGUCAUACUGCAUUGGAAGGCAGUCCUGUUGCAGGUGUGAUUGAAAAAUUAUCACUAACAUUAUAUGGAUCAGCUGACUAAAAAUAUCCUAUAUUCAAAAUUUAUUUAUUUACAUUUUGUUGGGAAUCUUUAUUGACAAAUCUGCAUUGAACGAAUCUGCAAAGGCUUAGGUGUUGCCUAUUUAGAACUCCAGGGUUUAGGAUAUUGUUUGUCUUGGAGCAGGGGUGGAUAAUGAUUAUGAAAGUAACCAAAAUGCUCCAAAUGUAACAAGUCUCAUAUCCAAUUUGAUUUUCUCAGCAUUCCAAAAAAUCAGCGUUUCCUUCUGGUUAAUAUUUUUUCCCAAUGAAAACUGCAUUAUAUACUACUGAAUGUUAAAGUUGAUGAACGCCUCUAAAUUACAAAAACAAAAGUAAAGAAUAGUUCUCAAUUUUGUAAUAUAUUUGAUAGAUUAAUCUAGAUUUUCUCACUAUAUUGCAAAUUUUUCCUGGAGGGGAAGAAUGGUAGCAUAUUACUUUUCAAGCUCUUGCUUGUCUUAUCAUGAAAGUAGCUGUUGAAUUUGUGCAAUUAAUAAAAAUGCUUGCUGUGAUAUUUAUUAGCACCAUUUAUUUUUUGAUGAAUUUAUUUAUACUGGAACAUAAGAUCAUGCAGAAAGGUCUAAGAUGUUAUUAACUAACAUUGUAGUCUGCAGGCUGUUCAUAUCUCUCUGGUCAACAGAUUCAGAUUACCGCUAUACUUGAAAAAAAAUUCUAAAUGUGUGCCCACAACUCAGGAAAGUAUUUAUGUUGGAGGUUAGCGCCAAUUUCACGCUAAGAAGAAUAGAAAUAUUUCUGUUGAUAGGUAUUUUUAUCUUCUUUACACAAGCUAGUAAAAAGGUUACAACUUAGAUCUAACAGUUUGAUACCCACAUGAACCUGCCCUCUAGAGAAACGGCAACUUGCCUUAAACGAACCUGGUGCAAUUUGUUCUCCUGAAAAACGUGUAGGUAUGUCCCUUUCCAGCUAUGUUCUCGUAUCAUUUUCAUGGGGGCCACCAGUGCUUACCACAGAGAGGCAGAUGGCCUAUGUUUGUAAUUGUUCAAAGCAGAUUUGUUAAUAUUGCAGAUUGUGAAUAUGUCAGAAUGUAUUAGCACAUAGUAAACGAGUUAGGUUUUAAUUAAUCACAGAACAUAUAUGUUGUAAAAAACACACAA